UUUGUACGAUGAUAUUACGGUGUUGUAACGCAUAACAGGGUACGCUCACUUCGGCUGACCUUUACACAAUCCGCAAAGUCACAAAUGGCGGCUUCAUCAUCUCGCUCUUCAAUCCCCUUUGGACCAACAAGAUUCAUCACAUCUUCCUCAUCAGAGGCUCUGAAAUUGGGGCAUUUGGUCCCCACCGGAGGAGCUUUGGUUUGAAGAAGAAGGAGAAUUAGGGAGAGUGGGUUACCGGAAGUUGUGGAAGUGGAAGUUCUGGUUCUGUUGUGUGCAAGGCGGUAUCUGUGCAGCCGCAGACGGAGAUUGAAGGGCUUAACAUUGCUGAGGAUGUCACUCAACUUAUUGGGAAGACACCAAUGGUGUACCUUAAUAAUAUUGUAAAGGGGUGUGUUGCAAACAUUGCAGCCAAGCUUGAAAUCAUGGAACCAUGUUGUAGUGUCAAGGACAGGAUAGGUUACAGUAUGAUAAUUGAUGCUGAGCAAAAAGGACUUAUAACGCCAGGAAAGAGCAUUCUUGUUGAACCCACCAGUGGAAACACUGGCAUUGGCCUUGCUUUCAUAGCUGCUUCAAGAGGAUAUAGGCUCAUCCUGACUAUGCCAGCUUCAAUGAGCUUGGAAAGAAGGGUUCUUCUAAAAGCAUUUGGAGCUGAGCUUGUAUUAACUGAUUCGGCAAAGGGCAUGAAGGGGGCAGUUCAGAAAGCUGAAGAGAUUUUGAACAGCACACCCAAUGCUUACAUGCUUCAACAAUUUGACAAUCCCGCAAAUCCUAAGAUACACUAUGAGACAACUGGUCCAGAAAUCUGGGAGGAUACUAGAGGCAAGGUGGAUAUAUUAGUUGCAGGGAUCGGAACUGGCGGAACUAUAACUGGUGUUGGUCGAUAUCUUAAAGAGAAAAAUCCUAAGAUAAAGGUUAUUGGUAUAGAGCCUGUAGAAAGCAACAUACUUUCAGGCGGAAAGCCUGGUCCUCACAAGAUUCAAGGGAUUGGAGCAGGUUUUGUACCUGGGAAUUUGGAUGAGGGUGUGAUUGAUGAAAUCAUAGAGAUAUCCAGUGAUGAAGCUGUUGAAACUGCAAAGCAAGUAGCUCUCCAGGAAGGCUUGUUGGUUGGCAUAUCUUCUGGUGCGGCCGCCGCAGCUGCAAUGAAGGUUGGAAAGAGGCCUGAAAAUGCUGGGAAGCUCGUUGCAGUUGUGUUUCCGAGCUUCGGAGAACGAUAUCUAUCAACUGUUCUUUUCCAGUCAAUCCGAGAAGAAUGUGAGAAAAUGCAGCCUGAAGCAUGAAAUUUCCCUACUUGAGUCGAUUUAAAAAGUACUUUAUUUGUUUUUUGCAUACGUUUUAUAUAUGCAUUUUGGUACUAUUCUUGUGUAUAUCUUUAUAAGAAUCUUUGAUUCAGAAACUCCAUUCAUGACUGGCUUUUUCUUGUCUAAUAAGGAAAAAUCCUGUAACUGAAAUCCUGUUAUGUAUGUGUUUGCAAUUUUCAGAAUGAA
Molecule: messenger RNA, 1484 nt
Organism: Pistacia vera
Lineage: Eukaryota; Viridiplantae; Streptophyta; Magnoliopsida; Sapindales; Anacardiaceae
Product: cysteine synthase, chloroplastic/chromoplastic
Exons: 10
Coding region: 360-1277 (305 amino acids)
Biological process (GO): pollen tube growth; double fertilization forming a zygote and endosperm
Cellular component (GO): cytoplasm
Molecular function (GO): cysteine synthase activity
Source: RefSeq, a predicted model, not a curated record